CAAAAAACCGAAAAUCACGAUAAUGAUCAUUUUUGUCAUUUUCCACCUUGAACUAAGCAUGUUUGUUCGCAAAGCAUAUUCCCGUUCAUUCAUAUACCUUAAAUCAAACCCUAAUUACUUCUACUUCCACCCAAAAGAAACGGCCAUGUCUACAAAUUUUAUCUUCUUCAUCUCCAGCUUGUUCGUUCUCUAUAUUGCCUACACAAUCCCUAAACCUGAACAACAUCAACCAAAGCAAACCAAUCUCGUAGUCUACGUGCAUGACUACUUCACCGGCCAUGACACCUCAGCAGUUACCGUGGCCGGUAAAAGUGGGCCCGACUUCAGCAUCCUACAGUUCGGGAGUAUUGCGAUUGUUGAUGAUCCAGUUACUGAAGGACCAACUAUUGAGUCCAAAGAGAUUGGUAGAGCUCAAGGGAGCUACAUAAACUCGCAGCUGGACGGGAAGGGUUUGUAUAUGGUGUUUUCUCUUAUUUUUACCGAUGGUGAUUAUAAAGGAAGCACACUGGAAAUCCAAGGAUCUGAUAUAUUUUCAAUGAAGGAGAGGGAAUUUGGGAUUGUGUCUGGGACAGGUUUUUUUAGGUUUGUUAAGGGGUAUGGGAUUAUGCAAACUCAGUUCAUGGACAUACCUAAUUUGAGAGCUAUUAUCAAACUCAAUGUAACCGUUAAACAUUAUUAACGGGAUUUUGAUUUUUAUAUUUUUGUUAAA
Molecule: messenger RNA, 709 nt
Organism: Jatropha curcas
Lineage: Eukaryota; Viridiplantae; Streptophyta; Magnoliopsida; Malpighiales; Euphorbiaceae
Product: dirigent protein 11
Source: RefSeq, a predicted model, not a curated record